Molecule: messenger RNA, 1157 nt
Organism: Trifolium pratense (red clover)
Lineage: Eukaryota; Viridiplantae; Streptophyta; Magnoliopsida; Fabales; Fabaceae
Product: sm-like protein LSM4
Exons: 7
Coding region: 193-639 (148 amino acids)
Biological process (GO): P-body assembly; mRNA splicing, via spliceosome; spliceosomal snRNP assembly
Cellular component (GO): P-body; spliceosomal tri-snRNP complex; U6 snRNP
Molecular function (GO): U6 snRNA binding
Source: RefSeq, a predicted model, not a curated record
AAGGACAAAAAAGAUACAAAAGCCAAAAAAUAGAAUCUACAAAAAGACAGAAUUGAAUCUCAAGUGUUUUUACAAAAAAUAAAACGUUGACUCUGAACUCACUCUGAAGUCUGAAGUAUAAACCCAAACAUAAUCAUUCAUCAUUGGUCUCUCCUCAACGACAAACAAACGUAACAACCACCGAUUCACAACAUGCUGCCACUUUCCCUUCUCAAGACUGCUCAAGGCCACCCAAUGUUGGUUGAACUGAAAAAUGGGGAGACUUAUAACGGCCAUUUGGUUAAUUGUGAUACAUGGAUGAACAUUCAUCUCCGAGAAGUCAUUUGUACUUCUAAAGAUGGAGAUAGAUUUUGGCGUAUGCCUGAAUGCUACAUUCGUGGGAAUACUAUUAAGUAUCUUCGAGUUCCUGAUGAGGUUAUUGACAAAGUCCAGGAAGAAACCAAGAGUCGCACUGAUCGCAAACCACCUGGUGUGGGACGUGGAAGAGGAAGAGGUAGAGAGGAUGGUCCUCCUGGACGUCAAGUAAAAGGAAUUGGGCGUGGCUUUGAAGAAGGUGGUGCUAAAGGAGGAGGCCGAGGAAGGGCUGGUCCAGGUGGAAAGCCUGGUGGAAACAGAGGUGCAGGGCGAGGUAGAGGUUGAUUUUUUGAAUAGGUGUGAUAUGGAACUAACUACAUCAAAUGGGCCAGUUGCUGCUUUUAGAGGCAUUAGUGCCCGCUCAGAAGAUUUAUUGUUUAUGAUUCCUGUGCAAUAUAGGUUUCCAAUUAUUUUGCUUAUACAGUCACCAAAAUGGUGAUAUUAUAGACCUCAACAAAGUUUUUAUGCUACAUUUUCUAAUGUCUUAGCUAUCUGCAUUCCUUUUCAUCACUGAAAAGCAAUGCCGGCGGUACCAGAACAUGUUCUUUUGUUUAAUAGUAGUAAAUACGAAGUAUCUCUCAAACCUUAAAUUGUUGUCAUGUGACUCAUGUUGAAUUUUGAUACUUGCCUGAUGAUUUGAUGAAGACUGCAGCCUGAAGUAAUCAUGAAAUCAUUAGUUUAUAGGAUAUGGUAUAUAUUUUGUUCUUUUAUAAAAUUUUAUUUUUAAGGGGGUUAGGAUUUAAGCAAAAAUUGAGUAACCAAAACAUUUUUGUUUUUAUAGCUCGUUAUUGGAAUUAGAAUCA